Molecule: messenger RNA, 2043 nt
Organism: Sphaerodactylus townsendi
Lineage: Eukaryota; Metazoa; Chordata; Lepidosauria; Squamata; Sphaerodactylidae
Gene: SPTSSB
Product: serine palmitoyltransferase small subunit B
Exons: 4
Coding region: 347-589 (80 amino acids)
Biological process (GO): ceramide biosynthetic process; endoplasmic reticulum organization
Cellular component (GO): serine palmitoyltransferase complex
Molecular function (GO): serine C-palmitoyltransferase activity
Source: RefSeq, a predicted model, not a curated record
AGGCUGGUUCCACUCCAACGGCGGAGCGUGCAGAUGAACGGAGGCGGUGCGGCGACUCUUUCGGCGCAAGAAGCACGUGACCUGAGGGGGGUUCAGUUCCUGCAGAGUAGCCGAUCCUGGUCUUGCAGCAUGGAGCAAGCGUUGCAGAGCGAGAAACUGAGCCACUGAAGAAAGCUCAAGCAUCACUUCCCUGCGUUGUGCAAUACUGUCAAGAGCUUUGAGAAUAAAGGCAAAAGAGAAGAAUUCUUCAGAAAAUAGCUCACAUCUCCCUUCAGCAGUAUCUCACUCCUCCACUUAAUCCUCACAAACAGCCUAUGAGAUUUCCCAAAGCCACUUUGACACAGCCAUGGACCUCAAGCGAAUGAAGGAUUACAUCUACUGGCUGUAUUACCAGUAUCUCCUGAUCUCCUGCAGCUAUGUCCUGGAGCCCUGGGAACGAUCUAUGUUCAACACCAUCACAAUUACAGUGGUCGCUAUGGUGGUGUACACUGCUUACAUCUUUGUCCCCGUUCACGUCCGUCUCGCUUUUGAGUUUUUCUCAGAGAUGUUUGGAAGCCAUCCUGAAAGUACUGUUUCACUCAUGAACUGAAUCUGUCGGCACCAAAAGCAACAUUUGCAUCUUGCAAAAAAUAGUAUUUUUUAUCUUUGUUUCCUUUAUGUGUGGAAAGCCUUCUGAAAGAGGGACAUGUUUUGUAUGCCCAGAAAUGCCACUUCCACGAAUGCACCUCCACUAUUUUUGCCAGCCUAAGAGUUGACCAUGGCACCUUCUAUCUUGAAAAAAUAACACAACACUUCUGGACUGGGUUGCUUUGCUAAAUCCAUAGGGAUUGCAUUUACAUAUGACAGGUUUCCAAAUGAAUGCCUUGAAAAUCUAUUUCCUGUAUCCCAUUUCUUUAUCUUUAGGCUUGCAUGUCUUUUACUCCAUCAUUUUGCACCCUUCUUUUGUCAGGCAAUCUUAAUAUUAAACCAUUGAAAUUAAUUGGCUGUAAAGGAUAAAACUCUCCUUGGCACGGUUAAUGAGUAUGUUCACUUUCCGUAGCAUCCAAAUCUUUGAACGCAUUUGUGAAGGCGUAAAUGGAACCCAGUCGUCAUUAGUGUGUUUUUAAGCUUUCCUUAUAAAGAGGAUGUUUUGUUCUUUUUUAAACUUUUUACAUUUUUCCCCAAAUAGAAACUAAUAAAAAAUAUAACAAAUUUAAUAACAAUGGUGCAAGGCUGCAGAUAAGCAUCUCUAAAAGGUUUCCAAAUAUAUAAAAAUAUGUCGAUGUGUGAUUGUUCUUAAUGUGCCAUAUGUUGAUAUGUUGAAAAGGUCAGGUUUGCAGUCCACUGAAUUACUGGAGAUGGGCAGUAAUCUUGCCAAUGUUUUAAUAUAAGCUUAACAAAAAUGAAACAUGGAGGGUAUUUCUGUUGACCAUCAGCUAGUGUCCUGGAGAUAGGCAAAUAAUUUUAAAAUACAUAAUCAUCUUCAAAAAUCAAUGAAUAUUUAAUACAAAAUUCAUAUGAGCAAUUACUUCUUCUACAACAGAUCAAAUAACUGAAUUGACCCAAAGCAUAAUUUUAAGAAAUGUAUCUUGUAAGUUAGAACACCAGCAACUGAACAUGUUACUUAGCCCUUUACUUAGAAAGUACUGUGGUAUCCAGUAUAUUCUAAUAUUUGUUUCCUGAAUAACUUGCAACUGAACAUCCAUAGGACCAAAAUUUAAAGCAAUAUCCCUUUCUUUGGCAAAAAUGGGGUGAUUUAGUUCCUUAUUCAUAGUUUCAUUUCUGAGACUUUGCUUUGUUCUUGUGAUUUUUUUUCUCAUUUCGUAUUGUAUGGCUAUAUCUUCUUGGAUACCCUAGAUGUAAAGGGAUGUGUUUAAGUAUGUUUGCAGGUAGGAACUGAGAAUAUAUGAUGCUAGCAAGACCCUGGAUUCAGACCAGAGGUAGGAUGCAGCCUAUUCGCACCUAUUUGAUAGAACCGGUUACUAAAAUUUUCUCAGUUCGGAGAACCGGUUAUUAAUUAUUAACUCCACUAGGGACAAGGGGGUAAUCUCUGUCCCUGGGUAC